UGAAUAGUUGCCUGCUAAGCACAAAAGAUUAGUCCAUACGUCAAACAAAAGCGCUUUGUCUUUCUUUACUUUCCAUCUGCUUCCGCCAAACCUCUUCAUAGCACACAGGCCCCCCUCCUCUUCUCUCUCUAAUAAGAGAUUGAUCAGAUUCUAAUCAGGAAAGAGCUGCAUUUUUUUUUCUCCAGAAAACUUGAAAAGAGGUGUGUGUUUCUCAAUUCAAUUUUGAUGUGUUUUUCUUCUCUUUGCUUUCUACAGCGUGUUGCUCUUGUGGUAUCAGCAGACUGUCUUAGUAUUCUUGGAGAAAAGGUAGAGCUGGUGAAGAAGAUAAGCAGUAAAAAGUUGGUCUGUUCUGAUGGGGAUUUGCUUGAGUUCCAGAAUCAAAGCUGAAAGCCCCCCUAACUCAGGUCUGAGUUCAAAAUAUGGUAGCACUCAAGGGAGUAAUUCGAGAAACUCAAGCAGCAUGAAUUCUGUACAGCCAACUCCUAGGAGUGAGGGAGAGAUCUUACAGUCACCCAAUCUGAAGAGCUUUACUUUCUCUGAACUCAAAAUGGCCACCAAGAACUUUCGUCCAGAUAGUGUACUCGGAGAAGGUGGGUUUGGCUCGGUUUAUAAAGGCUGGAUUGAUGAAGACACUUUAACAGCAACUAAGCCUGGUAGUGGCAUAGUGAUUGCCGUGAAAAGGUUAAACCAAGAAGGUUUUCAGGGGCACAAGGAAUGGCUGGCUGAAGUGAACUAUUUGGGGCAGUUUUCUCAUCCACAUCUUGUGAAGUUGUAUGGAUAUUGUUUGGAAGAUGAGCAUCGCCUCUUAGUGUAUGAGUUUAUGCCUCGUGGUAGUUUGGAGAACCAUUUGUUCAGGAGGGGGUCAUAUUUCCAACCACUCUCUUGGUAUCUACGUUUGAAAGUUGCUCUUGGAGCUGCCAAAGGGCUUGCUUUUCUACACUCUGCUGAAUCUCAAGUUAUAUAUCGUGAUUUUAAGGCAUCCAAUAUUCUGCUAGAUUCAAGUUACAAUGCCAAGCUCUCUGACUUUGGUUUGGCUAAAGAUGGACCAACGGGUGAUAAAAGCCAUGUCUCUACAAGGGUCAUGGGAACCUAUGGAUAUGCUGCUCCAGAAUACUUAGCCACAGGUCACUUGUCUUCCAAGAGCGACAUCUAUAGUUUUGGAGUAGUCCUGCUUGAACUGUUGUCGGGCCGUAGAGCAAUUGACAAGAACAGGCCAUCUGGAGAACACAACUUGGUUGAAUGGUCCAAACCAUACUUAGGCAACAAACGCAGAUUGUUCCGAAUUAUGGACAACCGUCUAGAAGGCCAGUAUAAAGUGGAGGUUGCACAAAGAGUAGCCAAUCUUGCAUCAAGGUGUCUUUCAACUGAACCAAGGUAUAGACCAUCCAUAGAUGAGGUGGUCAAAGAACUUGAACAGCUUAAGGUGGAAUCAAAGGAUAAAGGGGGAAACUCACGUGCCAAUGCGGGCAAAGCCUCUGGGCCCCGUAGAGGGAGGGAUACUAAUGCUUCGGUUGCUUAUCCAAGACCGUCGGCUUCUCCUCUCUAUGCCAAAUAGCUUGGGACAUCUCCAAGUGAUCUUGACCGUUCAUGUAGCAACUCCACACGGUUCACUUUUGACAGUAUGUGAUCAUCAGCUUAACUGUAUAGUUAUUUUUUGUUGAGUAUAUAUAGAUGCCGUCCAUCUCCCAACGUAUGGGCAGGACGGGUUGCCCACAUGCAUGUUAUCUGGGGUGUAAUGCAGGGCUCUAGGGUAUCCAACUCUUGUUCAUAUUCCUUCUAUGUUUGCUUUAGUUAUUACUGCUUCCUGUUAUAAUGACUGAUGGCUCGUGUAACUGUGUGAGUGCAUUGUUAAAACAGUGCAGUUUUUAUGGCUCGUUUGGUUGACGAGAGUAAUUAUUCUAAUCUUGGUUAGUCCGCAAGUAAAGAUUCCUUUUUUGCUUAGUCCGC
Messenger RNA from Cuscuta epithymum, 1947 nucleotides. The record is from the annotation of a GenBank genome assembly. NCBI's taxonomy places the organism in Eukaryota, Viridiplantae, Streptophyta, Magnoliopsida, Solanales, Convolvulaceae.